UUCCUAUACGUUUAACCUGUAUCUUAUGUGCAAUUUUAAUUCUGACUUUUUAUUUCUGUUGGUGUCUGUCUUUCUUUCUUGCAGUGGAAGCGACUGCUUUACAGCCCUAAACACCUGGUUCCAGUGACAUGGCAGCUACAGGUGUUCAAUACUCAGAACCUGGAUCCAGUAACAAUCCAAGGAAGGAAUUGUCCCAGAGAAAUGUCUCAGCAGAGAGCAGAGUCCCAGCAGACCAGAUGCUGCGCUUAGUUCGGACAGAGUUCAUUAACAGAGUGUCUCAAGCUGUUCUGGAACAGCUUCUGGAUAAACUUCUUGAGCGGGAAGUGAUCACUUAUUCUGAAAUGACGUCAGCCAGAGGGAAACCCCAAUUUGAUAAAGCACGAGAGGUGGUGGACACGGUGCAUCAAAAAGGAGCUGCAGCCUGCAGGGUUCUGAUCAAUGCUCUCCGAGAGAUAGACCCGUAUAUUUACAAAGAGCUCAACUUGAGCUGAAGUUAAACCUCGUGGAGUGUGUGUGAAAGCCCCCGCUAGUUUUGCAUGUUGCUACCUGUAACUAGAGAUGGGUGUCAGGUACUGAGUUGUUACAGGUACCUGAUUGGUCAGUUCUACUGAUGUAGCAGCGCAGGGGGAGACACAUAUAAAAACACAUUCUCUAACUGUCCAAGUCUUUUUGUUAAAACACUGCAGAGCCCAUACUGUGCCUUUUUACUUCCUGUCUGUCUUCUUCUGCUGUUCCCUUUAGUGUUUACUUCCUGUCUGUCUUCUUCUGCUGUUCCCUUUAGUGUUUACUUCCUCUCUGUCUUCUUCUGCUGUUCCCUUUAGUGUUUACUUCCUGUCUGUCUUCUUCUGCUGUUCCCUUUAGUGUUUACUUCCUGUCUGUCUUCUUCUGCUGUUCCCUUUAGUGUUUACUUCCUGUUUGUCGGUUUAAUUACUUUUUUUUGCGCUUACUGAGAUAAAAGAGGAGGAUUUAAAAGCAGUAAUGUUAUAUGUGAUUCAACUUGUAACACUGUUCAAACUGCUUAUUAUUAUUAAAAACAUGAAUUAAAAAC
Molecule: messenger RNA, 1048 nt
Organism: Trematomus bernacchii (emerald rockcod)
Lineage: Eukaryota; Metazoa; Chordata; Actinopteri; Perciformes; Nototheniidae
Product: caspase-1-like
Exons: 3
Coding region: 129-491 (120 amino acids)
Biological process (GO): regulation of apoptotic process
Source: RefSeq, a predicted model, not a curated record